AUGAUUAUCCGAGUUGACAAAUGCAGUACCUUUGGCAUUAAAAAAGCGAUCACAAAAUCAGUUCAGUACUUGCCAAAACUCCUCAUCAGCAAUCAACUAAUACCAAAAAUCACCAUUGGAGAAUCAUUUCAAUAUUUAGGACGUUACUUUGAUUUCCACAUGUCGAAUGAUAAUCACAAAACUGAACUAACCACCCUACUUAAUGAACUAAUGUCUGAUAUUGACUCAAAGCCACUACACCCCAAAAAUAAACUGCUCCUCUACAGUCGCUACGUCUUGUCCAAGUUAGCCUGGCACUUCACCGUCGCAACACUCUCUAAAACAUGGGUUACUGAAAAUAUCGACUCUAUUGCCAACAAAUAUAUCCGCAGAUGGCUUGAAGUACCAAUAUCAGGAACACUAAGUACUGUCUUUCUAGCAAAUAACAAAUUUGGCCUGAGUAUUUAUCCUCCAUCUGUAAAAUUUAUCCAGUGUCAAACAGUCCUCCGAAAAGCUUUAAAAUCUUCUCCUAAUGAAUCAACUAACGACCUGUGGAGAGCAACCAGUAACCAUACUAAUAUCCAAUAUGACGCUUAUAACUCUACUAAGGAAGUUCUCAAAGAUUUCCGUUUUGGACACGAAAACAAACUCCUAAACCAAUUAACCAGUCAAGGAUCCUUUUUCUGCAGCGUCACGAAGUUCGCCUUACCUCAGCUUAGCAAGGUGUGGUCCGUCGCCCAAUCAAAGCUCCCGAAAAACAUUUACAACUUUACCAUUCGUUACAUUAACAACUCUCUUCCGACGCGCAAAAACCUAAACAGAUGGACAAUAUCUUCAAAUUCAGACUUUUCUUUUUGUCUUAGCCCUGAAACAUUACUACACACAGUAGCUGGAUGUCAGUUUUAUCUCGACCGAUUUACGUGGAGACACAAUUCAGUCCUGAACUUUCUUGCUCAUCAGUUACAAACUGUUGACGGUUCUACUCUCUACGCUGAUCUAAAUGGAUUCAAAAGCCCUUCAAUACUUACUGGUGAUACGUAUCGCCCAGAUUUGUUAUUAUCGUGCUCAAAUGGUUCCUCAUAUGUGGUUGAACUCACCACUGGUUAUGAGACAAACCUUAAAAGCAACGUAAAACGGAAGAAGGAUAAAUAUAGAGAAUUAUUGAGACAGCUAGGUAAAAAUUUUAACCAAGUUAAAUUUAUAAAUCUCUCCAUCAGCUCUUUAGGUAUUUUUGCAGAAGAAUGUUAUACAUUUUUAGACAUGUUAGAUAGUAUUGGUCUUGACAAAAACCACCAAAUGUACUGCGUUAGGAAAAUGAUGGCUAUUGCUAUUAGAACUACAUAUUACAUUUUUGUUGCCGAAAUAAGGAAUGGGAAAAUCCGGAUUUACUAACAAUUUGACUUAUCUCAUUGUAAAUAUAUAUAUAUUGCAUGCACUUUGUUCUGUUAUUUUAGUUUAGUAUAAUUGUGAUUCAAAUAGCCAACCGUAAGUUACCUUUAUGAGAGAGAUUUACGAUUGUAUAUGUAUGUAAAGAAAAACAUUUAAUAAAGUUUCCAUUAUUAUUAUCAAAGUUUUAAACAAAUUUUGUGAACUUUUUUUAUCAUGAAGUUACAGCAGGCAAUGGCGGAUAUUCAUCAAGUAGUUAGUAACACCGUUAUCUUGUUCUUGUUCUUUUUCUUGUUCUUGUUCUUGUUCUCGUUCUCGUUCUUGUUGCUGCUGUUGAUAUUGUUGAGGAUAGUGUUGUUGUUUCUGAUGUUGCUGUUGCGGUUGUUGUACCUAUGGCUACUGUUGUGAUGCUGUUGUAGUGGAUGUUGUUGUUCAUGUUUUUGCAACUGCUACUUCCUUGGGCAUUUUGUCGUUCAAUUGCAAGCUGUUACAAUUGUUGAUGCCGUUUUUGUUGGUUUGGUUAUUUUUGGUGAUGCUGCUUCCAUGUUGGUUGCUGUCGUUUUUACUCAAACUAACGGUAAUUUUUUUAAAAUUUUCUGUUCAUAGAUGAAGUCACCCAGUGCUCGAAAGACAAGUUGACGAUUGCGGACAGCAGUGGUCAUAGCCGCACAAUAUGUGGUCAUUCGUCAUCUGCCGGCUGCCAGGAUACCUACAACGAUAGUGAUGUCUCAUUUCAUUUUACAACUGACGGGAGUGGCUCUGGAAACGGAUUCCUAUUGACCUACAAACUCAUUGACAAACCAACCUCGAGUAAGUACGAUCAGUGA
This is a messenger RNA of Paramuricea clavata, 2192 nucleotides long. The record is from the annotation of a GenBank genome assembly. NCBI's taxonomy places the organism in Eukaryota, Metazoa, Cnidaria, Anthozoa, Malacalcyonacea, Plexauridae.